AGGUAUGCUGAUAUAGAUUAAUUAUAUUUCCGUCGGAUUCAGCAGUGAUUUGCUUAAUUGGUAUUGGCGGUUUCAUUGGAGUGGUGCGAAGAAGAUGUGGGCGCGCUGCUACGGAUCUCGCAAUUAGAUUUCCUGCUGUUCACCGUUUCAGGAAGCGUCGCGGAAAAGUUGCAGGAGUAGAGAGAGAGAGAGAGAUUUGAAAUGGUGUUUCCUGUAAGACCAGUUUGUGCAGCAUCCCGUUAGAUGGCCGAUUCGAAAAUGGGCCGGGGCUUCGAGUCUGCGGCGAGAGGAAAUUCAUCUUGUCGGCGCGGAGCGAAAAAUCGAUAGGUCGGUCGGUUUUCCGUCUUUAUCCAGAAAAAGAGGAGGAAGAGGUGACGGCGGCGGCGGAGGAGGUGUACUGCAUAUUCGCAUCCCGUGCUACGAAUCCUGCUCUCGUCCGUGCUCCGUCCGAACAGCAAAAGCAAGAUGAUGAUGGGUCCCGAAACAACAACGUGCGCCCGAGAAGAUAUAUUUAUACAUCUCGCGAGUUAAACGGCAGCAAUUUUAAAAUUAAAACUACCGAACAAACAAGCCUUCCUCCUCCGUGCCGUGCGGAUUUACAUGACAAUUUCGCGCAUCCAGGCCCCCCCGUACGCAUCGUAACCAGUUGCCGGUGGUCGUACUAAAGUUCUUCAAAUUAAACCAGAAUAAUAAUAAUAAAAAUAGUUGUGCGUUGUUGAAGAUGAUGAUGAUGAUCGUAGAGUGGUCAUCUCCUGCGGGAAGUGUGGAUGUGUAGGCUGCAUCGUAAGGAGUGCGCGCGGACGACGGGACAUAGCAUAGAUGAGUAUGAGCGUGAUGCUGGUGAUGGUUGAGGUGCUGUAGUAGUUCCGAGCGUCUGGGUGUACAACCGGAGGGUUCGUUAACUGCAUCGCGAUACCCUUUGGCAUUUUCGGCCGGAAUGGACAAAAGCGUUUGGCCAAAAUCCAAAACUCAAAAUUAGAUUACGAGACAUUGUACGGGAAAAAAAAAGGAAAACGCGGAAAACCAUAAACAUGCGAGGAGCGAACAAGUUCGGUGCUUUCGAUUGAAGACAAAAUAGACUCGAAUUGAACAUACAAAAAUCUCUAAAUCAUGGCCGCCGAUAAACAUUUGCUGCUGCUCAUAAUUUAUUUGGUGCUAAGCAACGGUGUUGCUGCGGAUGAUGAUAAGCAGGAUAACAAGGACAGGAGGAACACGGUCACGAAGCAGGACAUCAAUUUCCUGCGAAGGAAGCUGAACGAUGAGAAGAGGCAGCAGAAGGAGCAGGAUCGAAUGGCGAGCGAUGCGAAUCCCAGGAUGGAGCCAAACUUCACCAGCAAGUUCGAUGGCUCGAAGAAGUUGCAGUUGGAGAUACUCAGAGCUAGAGGCUCCGAAUGCGAUUUCGAAGGUAAAUGCACUUGGACCUGGAGGACGGACGUCACUCCGGGGUUCGCAGUCGCCAUAGCCAAUAACACCACCGGACCCAAAACAGAUGCUGACGAUAGGCAUAAUGGUCAUUUUCUGUUGCUUAGGCUGAAAUCUAAGAAGGAAAUGGAUUGGACGGUGACGAGUCCGUUGCUGGAUCCGACUCGAGCCAGCUGCAAAAUUCAAUUCCGGAUGUACCAGGAGAAGAUGAACAGCAGUUUGGUGAGGGUGGUUUUGCAUAACGUGCAUAACGUGAAUAACGUGACCCAAGUUAUGCUGGAGCAGAUACCGGGCGACGAUGCCAGAAGUUGGAUCAAGUACGAGAAGACAAUCGGCACGAUAUCGCAGAAGUUCCAGGUGAUGCUGGAGGUGGUUCAAGCGGGAAAUUACGAAGGAUUGGUGGCGUUCGAUAACAUCAAACUGUUGAAGUGUUACCCGGAGAGGGACAAGAGCGGACCGUGCACCCCGAAUCAAUACCAAUGCAGCAACACGAACGAAUGCAUAAGCAACAGCGAGGUCUGCGACAUCACCAGCGAUUGUCCAAGAGGAGAUGAUGAGACUCAAAAUUGCGAUAAAAUACCGUUUGGUGGUAGAUGCAACUUUGAGCACGGAUGGUGCGGAUGGUACAACAUCGAUGGAAAAGCCUUGGAGUGGAUCAGGUACAACGAAACUACAGCUGCCAACUCUAAUAACACCGUCUUCGAUCACACCUACCGCAAUAGCACAGGUAAAUAUUUAUACGUGAAAGCUGUGAAAGGGAGCAACGCGUCGUUUGCGAGCACAGCAACCCUGAAGAGCGUCAUAUUUAAUCCACCGCCCAGGGUGCACGGAAACACCUCAUCAAGAUAUUACAAUUCCUGCAUGAUCCGCUUUUAUUUGCACCAAUCCAGCAAUCACAAAAGUGGUUUCAUGCUACAAGUCACCGAGCUUCGUCCGAAAGAGAACGUUUCCACCGACCUAUUUUGGAGCUUCAACAGCUUCCCGGAUCCCUGGUUCCGGCAAGUCAUCGUACUACCCAACAUCACCUACAAAUACUUCUUGCAUUUUGAAGUUCGUAAAGGUAUAAUCUUCGUGAACGACAUCGCCAUCGACGACGUCUCACUCAGUCCGGAAUGUUUCGGGCUGAAUAUACCGAGCGAAGAGUUGAAGGGUUACAACUAUUGGGAUCCCAAUACAGAGCCACCUUCGGAAGUCCAGAAAGAUUUUGCCAACGAAACUUAUUAUGAAAUCUCUACUUGCAACGUCUCUGGCAGAUUCGGACCUGUGCAAGAUAACUGCACAACGGCUUACACGGGUACGGAGGUCAUCGUCAGGGUUCUGCGGGAGCCGGGAUUGAACGGAGUGCAGAGAUGGAUCGUCCCCUCCGAUAAUUAUUACACGUUUAUUUUGUAUGGAGCAAGCGGUGGUAAAGGUAGCAGCGGUAUGGGUUCAUCGAAGGGUGCAAUGAUCCGUGUCGUGUUGGAGCUGAGGAAAGGGCAAGAGCUGUACAUGUUGAUAGGACAGGAAGGGACGAGUGCGUGCGUCAAGAUAUUAGGCGACAAGACGAGUUCGGCUUGUCGACCGAUGAGAGGGACUAAUUACGAUAAUAUUUCCGGAAUCCGAGGCGUCCUCAACAUGGAGAUCGCCGAUGGUGGUGGAGGAGGAGGCGGCGCCACAUUCCUCUUCAUUAAAUCAAAGAAAACCAGAGAUUUUAUACCGAUCGCCGUAGCUUCAGGCGGCGGAGGCAUCGGGUUUGGAAAAUUCGAAGAUACCGGUCUCCAGCAUGGACAGGGUAUCAACAACACCAGAGCAGCAAUUUCGGGGAAGAUGUAUGGAGAGAAAUCCGCUGGUUCUGGUGGUGGAUGGGAGCCGUAUCCAGGGAAAAUAGCACUGGAUCAUCAGUCGAGACAGGGUCAAGCCUUCCUCUCCGGAGCAUUCGGAGGCGAAGCCUGCUAUACAUCUACACAAGGACAAGGGAAUGGUGGAUUCGGCGGUGGGGGAGGAGGAUGCGUUUACGGAGGCGGCGGUGGAGGAUAUUCAGGUGGAUCAUCAAAUACAACGAACGGAGAAGGAGGAUAUUCGUAUAUCGAUACAUCGAAAUCCCUGUCGAAUUACUCUCAAGUAGAGUCGGGAUACCAUCGAGGACCUGGAGUAAUCUUCAUCAUUCCCGCAGUGCCAGGAUGCUUAUGCGAUUACAGAUGUUUGGCGCUCGAUGCAAAGCGUUCAUUAACGACGUGCAUAUGUCCAAAAACGUGGAUUCUGGACGAUAAUGGAAGGACCUGCUUGCCAAGCGAUAACGGACAAAGUUAUCCAGCUUGGUACACCCAUGUGCUCGUUGUCGCCGUUGCAGUUGUGACUAUAACCAUUGGAUGCAUCUGCUUUGGAAUGUAUAAUCGUUACCAGAAGAGGACAGAAGAGGUGAUGCGCCGAAAAAUGCUCACUGGUCCGGAUUUGCAGUUGAAUCGUCUUCGAAUUGCUUCGGACAGCAUGAUGACAGAAUACAAUCCGAAUUACGAGUUCGGAGGUGUCAUUUACACGUUGAAAGAUCUUAAGGAUAUACCUCGGGAUCAGCUGAGAUUGGUUAAGGCCCUCGGACAAGGUGCUUUUGGAGAGGUAUAUCAGGGUUUCUAUAGGCAAAGAUCCGGCGAUACGGUGGAGCUUCCUGUCGCUGUGAAAACUUUACCGGAGAUGUCAACGAAUCAGGCGGAAAUGGAUUUCCUGAUGGAGGCGCUGAUAAUGUCCAAGUUCAACCAUCCGAACAUCGUGCAUUUCAUCGGAGUUUGCUUCGAUAAGCAUCCGCGGUUCAUCGUGCUCGAAUUACUCGCCGGAGGUGACCUGAAAAACUUCCUAAGAGAGUCGCGACCGAAGCCGGAGAGGGGAAGUCCACUAUCCAUGAAGGAUUUGGUUCUGAUCUCUGUAGAUGUCGCGAAAGGUUGCAAAUAUCUUGAAGAUAACAGGUUCAUCCAUCGGGAUAUUGCGGCUAGGAACUGUUUGUUGACCACGAAAGGUCCAGGUCGUGUUGUGAAAAUCGCAGAUUUCGGAAUGUCACGGGAUAUCUACAGGUCUGAUUACUAUAGGAAAGGUGGUAAAGCGAUGCUUCCGAUCAAAUGGAUGCCUCCGGAGGCUUUCCUCGAUGGUAUAUUCACGAGUAAAACAGAUGUUUGGUCGUUCGGUGUACUUCUUUGGGAGAUAAUGUCUAUGGGUUACAUGCCUUAUACAGGAUGCGCGAAUCGGGAUGUUAUGCAGCUGGUGACGAGCGGCGGGAGGUUGGAGCCUCCGGCCAAUUGUCCUGGACCGAUCUACGGUAUCAUGACCCAAUGCUGGCAUCCGACUCCCGAACAAAGACCCACGUUCACGUUGAUUUUGGAGCGGCUAGGCUAUUGUGUACAGGAUCCGCAGGUCAUGAGCGCUCCUCUACCCAUCUUCAAUCGUCCGCCUUCGCACGAAAGGGAUGCCACCGUCAUGAGACCCAACUCAUCCGACGACAAUUGUCUGCAGGUUCCACAAUCUGCAGACUACCUGAUACCAAAUCAUACGCCAAUACCGGUGCCGCAGCAUCAACCCACAGGAUCGACAUCCUCGAUAGAUAAACUGUUACCUGAGAAGUUCGAGAGCUGGGAGACAUCAUUCGUUCUACCACAAUCGAAAUCGACGCAGCCUCUACUACAAGAAUCCGAGGUCAACAGCGAGGAAGCACUGGAUUUGAUCGAUGCCGAAGAGGUCAAUCAUAAACAGCAACAAGCCUCGUCCAUAUCAGCGAAAGCCGACUCCAAUCUAAACUCGGGCAUCUCCUUGGACGCAGCGGCUUUGGCAAAGCAGGCCAAGUACGCGAACGUAAAACCCAAGGGCGAGUUAACGGGAAACGGGAUCGUGCAGAACGGAACCUUCCCGAAUCCAUCUUCGAACUACAAAAACACAUCGGAGAUUAGCUGUUAAGCGCAGUGAUUAUUAUUUAUUCAUUUGAAGAAAACCCCAACAAAAAUAAUAGUUUCGUUUUAUUUUCUUCUUUGUUUUUUUUUGUUUCUUCAAAAGUUAACGCUUGAUCUUGUUGGCUUCGAGGAAUUAUUUUGUGGUGUGGUUUAGGAGCGGCAGGGAAAACGGAAAG
Molecule: messenger RNA, 5506 nt
Organism: Nicrophorus vespilloides
Lineage: Eukaryota; Metazoa; Arthropoda; Insecta; Coleoptera; Silphidae
Gene: Alk
Product: leukocyte tyrosine kinase receptor
Exons: 17
Coding region: 1111-5337 (1408 amino acids)
Biological process (GO): cell surface receptor protein tyrosine kinase signaling pathway; multicellular organism development; regulation of neuron differentiation
Cellular component (GO): signaling receptor complex; membrane
Molecular function (GO): ATP binding; transmembrane receptor protein tyrosine kinase activity; protein binding
Source: RefSeq, a predicted model, not a curated record